Pocillopora meandrina is the source of this 4917-nucleotide messenger RNA. Lineage: Eukaryota; Metazoa; Cnidaria; Anthozoa; Scleractinia; Pocilloporidae. The record is from the annotation of a GenBank genome assembly.
GGGAAAAUGGCGGACAUGGCAGAUGAUCUUCAAAGGAAAAUGUAACUCCUUCAUUUGAAGACAGAAAUCUAAUAAUAUCUUAAGUUUUGUAUAGGGUAUUAGCGCUAUAGAGGGCCUGAGACGUUUUUACCUUGUUCUUCAUUAGUGUAAUAGAAUUGUUAGCUCUACUAAACAGCGAUCAAAAUUUGUCCUAAUGUCAGUGAACUACGCAGCUGGACUUUCUUACUAUCCCCACAAAGGAAAAUGUGGACAGCCUGAGGUAAAGCAAACCAUUUUACAAUGCUACAUUUAGAGAUCAAAGCAAGAAAAAAAUAAUUGAUCUAAUACAAUUGGCUUGAUCAAUCCUGCAGCUUUUCGACUCUCCCGAACAGCUAGAACUCAAGAUGGCGGAGUUCACAAAGCUUUUUCGUGAAGCUAAACACAUUGUAUUUCACACGGGAGCUGGUGUGAGCACAUCAGCAGGAAUUCCAGACUUUAGAGGACCGAAAGGUGUUUGGACCUUGGAAGAAAAAGGAAAAGCUCCACAAAUGGAGACUACGUUUGAUGAUGCUAAGCCGUCUCUUACACACAUGGCUUUGGUUAGACUAGUAGAGGAAAAUUUUGUUCAUUAUAUUAUCAGUCAAAAUGUGGAUGGUUUGCACAUAAAGUCAGGACUAGCCAGGUAACUCAUUUUUCCAUGACAAGUUAAAAUUGAACGAGACAAUACCCACUAAACCCUAUGUUGGACUGGGCAGAAUGAUAAUAAUAAUCAAGAGUCUGGAAUAAUUGAGAGUUAGCAUGAUUAAAAAUAUGAAUAUUAAUAAGCCAAAAAUAAAACUGAAUAAGUAUCACCUAAUCUAUAUGGAUUUAGCUAUGAAAUUGAAGUGAACCCUUUAACUCCCAAGAUCUGAUAAUGUUAACUCUCCCCUCCCGCUGCCACACAUUUCUGUGUAGUGUGGCGACUACUUUAACCACUCAUGGUAGGUGAAUGAUUUAAUAUGUAAUUGAUAAGCUCUAUCUGUAGUAUACAGGUUACCACUCAUUUCAAGUCUAUUACUGUUCUGUUAUCAGGUCACACCUUUCAGAGCUCCAUGGUAACAUGUUUAUAGAGAAGUGUGACAGAUGUGAAACUGAGUACAUUCACAAAAAUGCAGUUACUACUGUAGGAUUGAAGAAGACUGGAAGAGUGUGUGUGAAAAAAGGAGUCAGAGGAAACUGCAGGUGUAGUAGUUUGUUUUGUCACAAGGAUUUGACAACUCCAAAGAACCUCCACCAAUUAUCUUUUAGAUGACGAAAGAUCUUUAACAAAUUGUUAAAACCCUUCACAUCUUAACAUCAGUAUGCAAGAUCUCCAGUGUUCUCCAUACAUAAGCUAUGAACUUACAAGGAGAAUUUUCAUAACAAUCAAGAGUGCCUUGAGUUCUUGAUCAUUUCCUUUAUUCUCAUAACCUUAAUGUUUGACUCAAGGGUGGUACUUUUGGGAGAAAUUAGAUGCUUUUCACUGUUAGAAGUUAAAGGGUUAAAGCACUUGUUACAGGCCAAGGCAAAGUAGAAAUGGUGUUAGUUUGGAGUAUAGAAGAAGACAUCACUGAGAUUUCUUGUUCAACUGAAAAGUUAGUGAUAGAUUCUUACCUUUUUGCAAAUGUUAAGGAAACAGAAAAGAAGAACCUUGCAUAAUUUUUAAUGAAUAUGGGAAUUUGAAAGUUGUGUCUGAUGACAGGUUUUUAUUUCCAUAAAGUUGUAUUUACACUUUUAGAUACCCAGGACAUCGUGCACAGGCAACUCUUGCUGAAGUUCAGAAUCUCUGAACUGUAGGCUCUUUUUCAAGUUUCAUUUGGAGUGAUAUAUUUACUUUAUCCUUCCUUUAGUGUUCAAAACCUUUGUUCUUUUAUUUUUGGCCUCUGGUGGUGUAUAGCUGUGUACACGUAACUUCACUUUCCUUUAGCACUGCUGGAACAAAAAGAAAUGUUUGCUUGUUUUGAUUUGAUAGGGGUAAACUACGAGAUACAAUCCUUGACUGGGAAGAUUCUUUGCCUUAUAAAGAUCUUGUUAUGGCUGAACAUCACUCAAGGUAAAAACCAUACUCAGCCCAGUAUAAAUGAUUUCAAAUUUACCAAAAAGUUGCCAUAAAAAUACUGCAAUAGUGUUUGUUUUGUCAGUGGGUUUUUGGUUCACUGUUAUCAAACAUCUUUAUUGACGACUUUACUGCCAGACAAUAAGAACUGCGUUCUAAUCCUAAAAGGAAGUUACAUUGUUAUGAAAUGCUCAGAUAAUAACUUAUAUGAAACGAUUUGAUAUUUACCCAGUGAGUCGGCUAGGUCCACAGCUGACAAAUGACUUACAUUAGUAUUAUGACAUCACUAUAACAUAUCUCAAUAGCAGAUAAAUUAACUUAAUGAUUGAUUAUAGAAUUUCUCAAUGAAACAGUGUUCAUGUUAAUUUUUUCCUGUAUAGAGGUCCGUUGAGUCACAUGAUGUUUCUGUUUUGUUGAAAUUUUAUCCACAGUAUUCAUUCAAACUCUAUAAGUUGUUCAACACUUGUGAUGUACAUCACACUCUGAUGAGAAGGUGCUAUUUUUGCUCAUCAUCAGCUAGUUUUAAAAAUUUUCCUAAAUUUAUUUUAAAAUGAUAAUCACUACUAUCAUAAUCAUUUUAUUUCUCCCCUCCCUGUCCACCCUAAGAAAAUUAGGGUGGACAAGUGAAUGAUGAGGACAUUGUGAUGCCAACUUCUGCCCCAUAAUAUGAUGUAAUAAAAUAUUCUGAGUAUUAAUUGCUUUACCAUAUAGAGACAAAACUAGGCAGUGGAGUUAAAAUAGUUUUGUGUUCAUUUCAGGCAAGCUGAUUUAGCAAUUUGCCUUGGAACUUCUCUUCAAAUCCAGCCAAGUGGUAACUUGCCUCUCUUCACAGUCAGAAAUGGUGGAAAGCUUGUUAUUGUAAAUCUUCAAAAAACAAGACAUGUAAGCUUUAUUGGUGUGAUAUGGGUUACUCAGCAGGAAAAUUUAUUUUACUGGUGUCUUGCAAAGUAUUUUUGAUUAGACUUUGUGAUGACCGAGUUCCAUGUAAUUCUAUCAGGAGCUCCCUCUCAGAAAAAAUGAGAGCAUUUGAUUUUGGGGACAUUUGUUCAUUUUGUUGAAUAACGGUUUGGAAAAACUUGUCGACCUUUUUGGACUGCAGAGUGAGUGACAUCUAUAUGACAUUUGAAAACCUUCUUUCAGUUAUGAAUGAGUUUCUCUGAUGCAACAAAUACUUAACUUGAUCAUGGAAAACACUUUGAAAAAUUUUUCCCUCUUAUUUGAGGUACAAUUUAUGAAACCUUGCCUAGGGAAAGAUCUCUUUUAUAAAGAAAAAUAACAAGUUGGGUUGGCUGGGUUUAACACAUACAUCUGUACAUGACAAACAGAGAGUACAACCAACUUGUGACCUUUUUUGCAGUAGUUUGUUAUUACUCUUUGUUCCACAAAACCCCCAAAACAGUAUUGGCAUGUAUAGCAGCACAUGGCAUGUGAAAAAAAAUGUAAGGUAGAUGUUAAUUUAUAGAGAAGGAAGAUUUUGAUUUUUAUAUACUCAAUAAAUGAGCACAGUGGUGAAUAAGAGAUGUUCUUUUCCAUCAGGAUAAAAAAGCUACCUUGGUCAUUAAUCAUUAUGUUGACGGUGUAAUGAAGGAACUUAUGGACAGACUGGGAAUCUCAAUCCCUUCUUUCACUGGGAAGCCAUGGUGGACUGACUCUGAUAGUGAAACAAAAUAUCCCGCUAAAAAAGAGGAAAUGGAGGAAUAUGAGGAAAAACAUGAACUGAGUCAUGAAACUUGUGAAGAGAUACCAGUAAAGAGGUUAAAACAAGACUUUGAAAAGGACCCUCAUGACAACAACGAUCCCUAAUUUGUUUUUACUUGUCAAAAUGAAUCAUAUACAUUUUCUUGCUAGAGCUAACCUCAUUUUGAAACCUUUUUCUUUAUCAAAGCAAAACAAUUUUGUGGUGGUUAAGUUUUGAGUUGUACCCUUUCAUGACUGAAAAUGGUAGAGAUUUAAUUUUCAGUUGUGAGUCAACUGGACUAUGACUAGGAACCCAUUUCUUGAGAGUCCUGGUAACUAAAGGGGCCUGAAUGGAAAUUCAAAUAGAGAGGCAGGUUUUCACAUUCCAACCACUCCAUUUUGUUGCUUUAGCUGAUAGACUCCUUGUAACUAUUGAAACCCCCAUCUUGAAUGAAAACAGAACAGAUUUGCAAGCCUGUUAAGUUACCUGGACCAUUGAGAAAUAGGCCUCAAGCUCAUGUUGACUGCUGUGUACUAUUGUUUUCCUAUAACAUUGGCCCUUUACCAGAAUAUUUAUUGCUUUCAUAACUUCUUGAGAGCCCACAGGAUAUACUGAGUACAUUAUGGAGGGUUUAAGGUAUUCAUUUCAAUUUGAUGCAUUCUUUAGUGAACCUUCAACCAAUCCUAAAAUUGGCCAUGAAAACUAUGUGGCAUGUAGAGUACACAAUGGAACAGGGAGCCAAGAGGUUUUAACCCAAAGAGAAGCCUUUUCACAAUUCAGUCUAUAUCAACUUGGUCUUCCCAUUUGGUAGAAAAAUAAAUGAAGCUACUAAGAGAGAAUAUAUUCUUAUUUUUUAACUUUAAACAGUUUAAAGACUGGUAGUCCUUGAAAUCUUUUUAUGUUUUUUAUAUUAUUUCUACUUUUAAUUUAUUUAACUUACAUAGUUAUUGAAAAGAGCUCACUCUUUAUAUCUAAAAUACAGGUAAGAAUAUUUAUGUUGUGUUGAAGAGCAGCACAAAAUAAAGAAAUUGAAUAGUGCCAACAAAGUGGUCCGAGUAUGUGAAGGUUCCUUGGAAUAAAGGAAAAUGUUGCAACAUUCUGAUAGUUUAAGUGCAUUUAUAAUGGUAAUAGGACUGAGUGGACUCCAAUUCAGUCUGUAAUCAUACAAGUGAUUGACAAAAUCAAG